UACCGCAAGUAGGUCGUUUUCCUUCAGUAUUGCUAUGGUGCCAGUGUUUACAGAGCUAUGAAAUUCUUUAUAUUAUACCACUAAGAGAAAUAAUAGAAUCAAAUUACCAACAAGAGAAAUAAUAGAAUCAAAUUAACUAACUAUAUCCAUUUUUAAUAUAUAAGAUUGUUGAAACCGAAACAAACUAAAGGUCUCUUGUGUAAUCUUUCAUUAAUAUGGAUCUGAACUUAAGAGUUUUGAUUGAACCACGUGGGUUCAUACGCAUCAUUCAAGUAGUGAUGUCUAUUUUUGCAUUUGCAACUACUGCUGGCUUUGAGACUGUUGCCACGAUGGAAAUCAGAUGCAAGGAUUAUGAGAAGGAAGUGCAGUACAAAUUUGGAUAUCCAUUUAAGCUAGGAAAAACUGAGCUUCGGGUUCCUGAGAGGUGUGGAAAUACUUCUGACAUUGCAUUUAAAACAUAUACAUUCCCAUUUGACUUCUCCAGUAAUGCGGAAUUCUUUGUUGCUUCUGGAGUUCUCACACUGAUGUAUACCCCUGGGAUAAUUUUUAUCUAUGUGUUCAUGCACCACCUGUAUACAACCAAUCCAAUGACACCUGUAGUGGAUCUCUUGAGUUCUGGAGUUCUGUCUGUGUUCUGGUUUGCAGGAUCAUGCGCUUGGGCUCAAGGUGUCUCUGAUGUGAAAUACUACACCAAUCCUUCUAAUCUUUUCCAUGAUAUUGAUAUUUGCAUGGAUGAUGUGCAGACUUGCCGUACAAUAUCACCCGGAAACUUCGCCUCCCUAAACGUUUCCUUGAUUUUUGGAUUUGCCAAUUGCAUGCUUUGGAUUUCAAGCUUGUGGUUUGUGUACAAGGAGACAAGUUUCCAUCAACAAAUUCAACCACCAGCUAUGUUGCCUCAAAUGGGUCAGCAGCAAGCUCCACCUAUGCAAGAUCAGGAUCUUGGCAACAAGAUGGGAGGACAGUAUGAGUACUAAAGGAGAAAUAGUUUUUGACUUGUGUAAUCCACCAAAGCAGUUCACCUGCUGUGUAGAUUUUUUUUUAUAUAAUUAUUUUUUUUUCUCUUGGCUACUUAAUUUAACAUUUUUUGUUAGCUUUUUUGGUAUUAUGAUUACUGCUGUGAUCCUUUUUUUUUUCUUUGUUAAGCUAUUUAUAAUGUACUUUCUUAUAUUGUCAUUCUGUUUGAGAGAGGCAAUUUUUACUAUUUGUUUUUAUACAAAUUCUUUUUUUUAUUUCCACUAUGAGUUUGGCAAGUUAAAUGAAAUGUGUUAAGUUUUAAUUAUUUAUUUAUAUAUUUAAUUUUGUUAUUUUUCAAUCAUUUCCUGUUGCAUAUUGAUUUUUUGAAUCCAUUGCUUAAUAUUAGUGACCAUAUAUUUUUAUAUUCUCACUUUCUUGAAAUUAGAAAAAUGAUAACUUUAAAAUAAAUUGAAUCUUCAUUUGUGGUGGAGAAAAAAAAACAUUUUGCUGAACCCACCUAGAAGUAGUUGAUAUAAUUCAGAAAAUUAUCAUUCAUCAAAAUUUUAUUUUUAUUUUAGUUAAUGAUUAUAUUUUUAAAAAAAUCAAUCUUAAUAAUUAUUUCAUGUAUAUCAUACAAAACUGAUCUGAAAAAUUAAGGACGUACUUUGACAUUUAAAUCAAUGAGAGUAAUCUAUAGGAAUUGCUCAUUUUCAUAACAAUUCAAGGGAAAUCUUAUUUUUAGUUAUCUGACAACUGACUAGCUAAAUUUUUAUAAAUACCUCAUAGUUUUGUUUAAAUAUCCAUCAUUUAAAAACAAAAAAUAAAGAUUUGAAUUUUUCUAUGGAAACUUUGCUUUAUCAUAUGACAUGUAAAUUAUGUAUGAGUUGUAGAUUAUAAAUUCCAGAUGAAAAAUUUUAUUUUUUAAAAUAAUACAAUGAAUAGUCAAUAGUCAUAGAAAAACAAACUGAAUGUUUAGUCAUUAAUGUCAGCUGCUUCUAUAUCUAGUCAAUUGAAAAUAUGUCAGCUUGUAUUUGAAAGCUUCAAUUACACACAUCUAGUGCAUAAAAUUUGUCAAUUCGUAUAUUUAUUUAUUUAUCAAAUUUGUUAUU
Argiope bruennichi is the source of this 2063-nucleotide messenger RNA. Its product is annotated as synaptophysin-like. Gene Ontology annotation, cellular component: synaptic vesicle membrane; synaptic vesicle. NCBI's taxonomy places the organism in Eukaryota, Metazoa, Arthropoda, Arachnida, Araneae, Araneidae. The record is from RefSeq and is a predicted model, not a curated record. The transcript is spliced from 6 exons. The coding region runs from base 216 to 974 and encodes 252 amino acids.